CAGAUAACAUGUCCCCGUGGGCGACUCUUCCCUGCCAGAGCCCCUGAGGCUAGACCCAGGGUCGGAGCUGGAAUAAUGGGUGGAAGUCCGGGGGUUGGAGGGUCUGUAGGCAGAAGCAGGUUGGCUGGGAUCCGGAACAGUGUUAAGGAACAAUGCCAUUUGCCACUGGACCCCAUGGGAAAGGAGAAGGGGCCAGGUGGGCCUGGAAAGGUCCCCAAGCUCCUGGAGCUCUUGGAUAUUAUGUUGUCUCCUGAUAGCUCCACCGACAAACCCCAAUCCAGGGGCGGGCACAGAGACCCACCCCCUCCUAGGCCAGGCGGAGCGACUAGUCCCCCAGCCCAGGUCUACCUUAACUGGGCAGCUCUGUGGGCGGGGCGUGUUGCUGAUGCCAUCUGUGCAGACGGCAGCCCAGGCCGGACAGCGGACUGCCCUGCAGGCAGCACCCACAGCCUCCAGCUUGCUGACCUGGCUCCCAGGCUGAGUCUGCCGCCCAGCACCAUGAUCCAGGGCACCCUGGAGCCUGAUGGCUUCGGCUGGGGCUGGGACGGGGAGGAUGACUGGGACGGCGCUGUCCUGACCUUACUGGCGUUGGCUGUGGUGGGUGCCACAGCACUGGCCUUGCACUGGUUUGGCUCUGGGCAGGACCAGGAGGCAGCAGGACCCGCACCCACAACCCCCGGGGCCCAGCCUUCUCAGGCGGGAGGAGCCAGGCCAGCCUUGCCCCUGAAGUCCAAGGUCAGUGGUGGUGUCGAGGGACACAGCUCAGGGCAGAGGAAGUUAGACCCUCCGGGACGUGGCCAGAGGAGUCCGGCUGCACCAGGGACCCAGGAUCAGAAGCUCCGGGGAACUGGAGGUCUGGCUGCCACAGCUCUACCUCCACUCAAGACACCUGGCGAGGUGACCCUUGGCGGGACCUUGAGGCAGCAGCAAGGUCAUGCCAGUGCAGGAGCCCCCCAAGGUCAAGGAAGAGAGCCUCUCAGGCCAGGUACUGCCCUGGGUCAGAGCAAAGUAGGGGGGAUACCUGGCCCCAUCCUGAUACCUUCAACCCCUCGGAGUCCUGGCAGAGAGAUGGAAGGACGAGUGAAGGCAGGAGGCAUCCAAGUCAAGGUGCCAACUCACCAGGGCCUGCUUCCCAUCACAGAACAGGACACCAGUCCCUGGCAACAAGGUGUAGGGCGACCUGGCUCACUAGACAGAGGCCCCGGCAGCCAGCGGUGGCAGGUGGACCCCAGCUCAGGAGAUAGGAACCGCCACUUCCCACAGCUGGCCUCCCUGCGCCUGGGCGCUGUGGUGAGUGUGUGGGAUGCUGUGGAUGCUGCCAGCAGCCUCACCACAGGCUCUCAGAGGCCCUCUGCUCCCCGGGAGCUGCCUCCAUCACACACCACACAGCCUGGGGCCCCGGCUGAGGGCAUAGAGAAGGGGCGCAGGGAGAGCAGCCUCCAACCAGCUUCCUGUCCUGGCUCUGGAGAGCAAGUUAGCCAGGGUCCUGCGGAGGAUGAAGCUCUCAGUCCAGUGCGAGCCCCAGCCCCCACCCCAGCCCCAGCCCCAGUCUCAGCCCAGCCCCACCCCAGCCCCAGCCCCAUCCCAGCCCCUGCCCCCAGUAGUGGGUCAAGGCUUAGGACACAGGAGCACAGCGUGGCCCUCAAGGACAAGCAGGAGGGACAAAUCCCAACCAGCUGGGAAAACCUUAUUUCCAUGGUUCUUAGGAGUCACUCUUUCCCCAGGCAAGACAGACCCCAAGGGAGAGCCCCAAAGGCAGCUCCCGAGAGCCCUAGAGAUCCCAGCACUGGUGCCCGCUCUGAGAACAGAGAGUCUGGUUCUCCGCCUGAAGGGGCCGCCCCCAGCCUGGAGCUCAGGGACCGCUCCUCGGACGGACGGGUCACAGGGGCAGACGCGGGGGGCCUGGCUGAGGCGGGACGUGAGCAGCCGCAGAGCCGCGUGGAGACCAAGGAGGCUCCCGCUCCAGACCCUGCCUCAGGUCGGAGAGGGGAUGCCGUCGAGGAGAAGCGAGAAGACCCUGUGCCGCCCGGUGCUGCCAGGCCAGGCCCGGGCCAGCCCCCCGAGCGCAAGCAGCCUGGCCCCGAGCCCUCCGCCCCUGGGAGGGGCCCUCGCAGGCCGGUCCCGCAGACCGCGGAGACGCAGCGCGUGCGGCAGAGCCGAGAGCUCCGAGCGCGGGGUCGGCCAGGCUGCGCAGCGGAGAACAACCCGGGAGAGGCUCGCGGGGAGGGCGCGGCGGGCAGCGGGGGGCCGUUCCCGGAGGAGCGGGAAGAAGCCGGAAAGCUCACGGGGCUUCUGCAGAGGCGGGGGGGCCGGGGCCUGGCCCGGGAGCCGGCUUCGGCGGCCGCUCUGCACCGGAGGCUGGACCUGGGCAACUGCCUGGACGUCCUGGCCUUCGCACAGCACGGGGAGCCCGGCCUGGUGCGGGAGACCUAUGCCCUGAUGAGCGACCUGCUGCACGUGCUGGGAGACCCGAGCCUCUACCGGCAGCUAGCGGGGGACCGCGAGCGCAUCCUGAGCCUUCGGACGGGCCGGGGCCAGGCGGUGCUGGGGGUCCUUGUGCUGCCCAGCCUAUACCAGGUGAGCCGCUCGGGCUCGCGGGGCCCUUGCGGGGAGGAGGCUCCUGCUGCGGAGUCCGCGGCCCCGCCUCCCCGCCCGCACCUGCACGUGUUCAACCCUCGAGAAAACACCUGGCGGCCCCUGACUCAGGUGCCGGAGGAGGCCCCGCUUCGGGGCUGCGGUCUCUGCACCAUGCACAACUACCUGUUCCUGGCGGGCGGCAUUCGAGGCUCCGGUGCCAAGGCCGUCUGCUCCAACGAGGUCUUCUGCUACAACCCCCUGACCAACAUCUGGAGCCAGGUGCGGCCCAUGCAGCAGGCCCGCGCCCAGCUCAAGCUGGUGGCCCUGGACGGGCUGCUUUACGCCAUCGGUGGCGAGUGCUUGUACAGCAUGGAGCGCUAUGACCCGCGCACGGACACCUGGACCCUGCGGGCGCCCCUGCCCACAGGCACCUUCCCUGUGGCCCAUGAGGCUGUGGCCUGUCGUGGGGACAUCUACGUCAGGGGCCACCUCUUCUACCGCUUGCUGAGUACAGCCCUGGGAGGGACGCCGUGGGAUGAGUGCCCCUACAGUGCCAGCCACCGCGCUCCAGCGACAUGGUGGCGCUGGGGAGGCUUCCUCUACCUACCCUUCGACCUGCUGCGCGGCGUGGGCGCUGCCGUGUUGCGCUACAACACGGUGACAGGCUCCUGGAGCCGGGCGGCCUCCUUGCCGCUGCCCGACCCUGCCCCACUGCACUGCACCACGCUGGGCAACACCAUUUACUGCCUCAACCACCAGGUCACGGCCACCUUUACGGUCUCCGAGGGGACUGCCCAGUUCCAGGCCAGAGAGCUGCAGCCCUUUCCUCUGGGGAGUAAGGGGGUGCUCUGUCCAUUCAUCCUGACUCUGCCCGCCGGGGACCCCACUGCAGACUGCCCUCUGAGCUGCUGCUCUCCAGGGAGACCCUGGGGCUGGGAGUCUGGCACACGUGGGGCAUAGACCGCACGGCUGGGUAGCCAGAACUUUCUGCCAUUGUUUCUGGACUUUCCUUUCUAUUAUAAGACUCUGACUUCCCCUUCCAUAUCCCCACCCCAUAAAAGAGAUUUCUCACCCUGGGAGCUGAGGCUCCUUGUACCCGUGAGCUGGUUGCUGGGCGUCCCAAGCCUUUUCCCACCUCCCCCCACAGCAUGUUGUCUCCUGCCUUUAUGACUCGGCUCUUGCCCUCACACGUGAGUGGGCUCACAUGGCCCCUCCUCCAGGAUGGUUCUCCUCCUCUGGGCUCCAGCGCCAGGCUCCCUCUUGCAGCCCUGCACUGUCUGGAAAAGCAUCUGUGGGCCUACUGGGGACUCUGAGAGUCAGCGACUGAUGGGGCAUUGGUACUUAGGACCAGGAUGUGGCAUGUGCUGAGGGAGCUGAGUGACCACUGAGGGGAGCACGGAGGUGGCUAGAAGCACAGCACACUUCCUGUAUUUUGUCCCUAGGGGCCCCAAGCUGGGCAAGGAGUCUGUAAGGGAGUGGGAAGGGGAAACAAGAAACAGAAAAGUCCUCAGGAAAAUGUCCUUGCCCCAAGCCCUGGGAGCCUGGCUUGGCUCUUCCUGGGAACAGCUCUGUAGCCUUCCUUCGUCUGACUGGUCCCCAGAGGCCUAGAACCCUUGUCUAGGAAACCCUGACUGCAGCCGCCUCCUGUAAGCCCAGCCCAGGCCUGGCCAGGACCACUUGGGCUCAUGCCCCUCUGUGGGGCCUCUCCCACCUGCCCCGCCCCACUAGAAGCCAGCCUCGCCUCCGACCAACCCCGAUUCUUGCGUGAGACCCAAGUUUCCCCUGAGCUCCUUCUCUUAUUAGCUGUGGACUUCGAAGAGACAUCUAAUUUCAUUCUUCUCAUCUGUGAAAUAGGGAUAAUGAACGUAUUACUCAGGAGAGUUGUGAGAACCUAAGGUCACAUAUGUGA
Messenger RNA from Lutra lutra (Eurasian river otter), 4486 nucleotides. It is a transcript of the gene KLHDC7B, whose product is annotated as kelch domain containing 7B. Gene Ontology annotation, molecular function: protein binding. NCBI's taxonomy places the organism in Eukaryota, Metazoa, Chordata, Mammalia, Carnivora, Mustelidae. The record is from RefSeq and is a predicted model, not a curated record.